Messenger RNA from Procambarus clarkii (red swamp crayfish), 1061 nucleotides. The record is from RefSeq and is a predicted model, not a curated record. NCBI's taxonomy places the organism in Eukaryota, Metazoa, Arthropoda, Malacostraca, Decapoda, Cambaridae.
UGAUGGAUAAGACAACUGGAGCAGGGAGAAUGGAACUCCUUGGGUUUGACGAAGUUUAUAAGUUGCUGAAAAACAAGACUAAAACUCUAGGUUCCGGAGCUUUCGGGACCGUCGCGCUGGUUAACUGGCAUGGCGAGCCAGCCGCUCUUAAGGUAGCUAAUGGUCCUAAGGCAUUAAAUAGCUUCGAGCGCGAAGUUCAGGUCUUGUCGGAGCUGAAGGGGGCUGGCGGCGCUCCCCUCCUACUCGGGGUGUCAUAUGACCCCCUAGCUCUUCUCACGACAUACAAAGGGAGCACCAACCUAGACAAGAUAAUGUGCGAUCCAAGGUAUGACCUAAUCAAGAUCGGGUUCGAGAUUGGCAUAAAAUUGUUACAAGUCCAUAAUAAGGGCUACGUUCAUAAUGAUAUCAAAUCGGAUAACAUAAUGAUUCAAGGCUCACCCCAUGAACCAAAAAUUAGCGUAAUCGACUUCGGACUAGCCUGCAAGAGCGGAGAAAAUAUCUACCUGGGCGGUGACCCCGAGGAUUACCCAUUUUACGCCCCAGAAGUCCUUGGGGGGCAACCUAGUACAUUUGCUAGCGAUGUAUUUUCCUAUGGCCGUCUGAUGCAGGACAUACUGGAGGUGACCAAUAUUCAACAUCCUCCACUAGAGCAGAUGUUCCAGGAAGCGAUGCGCAUCAACGCAGACUGGCGUCCAUUCCUCCCUAACCUGCUGCGACGCCUUCAAGACCAAACCAGAGACGCUUCUACGGACUCCACGUAUGACCAAGAUCGUAAAAGAAUUCAUCGGUACGCACAGCGUGGGCUUGAGAGAGACGGACUGAGGAUGAUUAAGGAACAGAUUUUUAAGAACUCGGCAGGAACGGAGGGAUAUUUGUGCCGUCUCCGGCAUAUGUGUGGUCUCCUCUCCCGGUGAUAAGGAACUGGGUCAAUAUGUAAUGAGGUUUAUACGCAAAAUUAAAGAAAUAAAAAGAUUAAUAUGUUAAAUUAGCUGUUUGUCUAUUACUUUGCAUUUAAAACCUUCAUUGGAUAUAUUUUUUUUAAAUAAAUAGAGCGAGAGAAC